Molecule: messenger RNA, 657 nt
Organism: Pseudoliparis swirei
Lineage: Eukaryota; Metazoa; Chordata; Actinopteri; Perciformes; Liparidae
Product: GAS2-like protein 3
Biological process (GO): actin crosslink formation
Cellular component (GO): actin filament
Molecular function (GO): cytoskeletal adaptor activity; actin filament binding
Source: RefSeq, a predicted model, not a curated record
AUGGCUGUCCAGACUGUCAUCCAGGUGUGGUUCUGUGAGAAGUUCGACGCCCCGCUGCCGAGCCCGAGGAGCCCCAGCAGCCCGUUGACCCAGCGACACAGCCUCACAGAUGUCUUCCAGUAUCACCAGUGGCUGGCAGUGCGACACGAAGCCACCCUGGUGCCCAUGAGGGAGGAUCUGGCCAUCUGGCUCAGUGGCAUGCUGGGCGAGGAGGUGAGAGCAGAGUUCUCUGUGGAGGAGCCGAACAACGGCAUGAAGCUGUGCCGGCUCAUCGGCGUGCUGCAGACGAAGGUCGCCCAGAGCUGCUCUGCAAUGCUCUCCACGAGGAAGAUCGCGUGCAAGCGGAACGCCUCUCCAGGGUCCUUCUUCGCUCGCGACAACACCGCCAACUUCCUGGCCUGGCGCCGCAUGGAGGAGGCCUACCUGUUUGAGUCGGAGGGCCUCGUGCUGAACAAGGAGCCUCGCCAAGUGUGUCUCUGCCUCCUGGAGAUCGGCCGCAUCGUCUCCAAGUCCGGCGUGGAGCCUCCUGUGCUGGCGAAGCUGGAGAAGGAGAUCGAGCUGGAGGAGACUGCUGAUGGCGGAGGAGCCGCCCGCGGCCGUGAAAACCUUCAGCGGCUCACCAAGGUGUGGCUGCCUCCUCCCUCUUUUGGGCGGUGA